Messenger RNA from Brachypodium distachyon (stiff brome), 3419 nucleotides. Its product is annotated as cytochrome b561, DM13 and DOMON domain-containing protein At5g54830. The record is from RefSeq and is a predicted model, not a curated record. NCBI's taxonomy places the organism in Eukaryota, Viridiplantae, Streptophyta, Magnoliopsida, Poales, Poaceae. The transcript has a single exon. Bases 327 to 2954 code for a protein of 875 amino acids.
CACCGAAGAGUCUGUUCGAGGCAGAUAGCCGCUCUCGCGCUGGUGCUUCCCUACCAACACCGCACCCGCCGCACCGGUCGCGACCACCACCGCCACGCCGCACCUCCAAAGCAGCGGAGGAGGUCGCAUCGCAGUCUCAGCCUUCCUACGAAUAUCCGCCGCCCCGCCUCACACAUCAUCAUCUCGCCGUCCGCCCGCCCGCAUCCGCAAACCCCAACUUCACUCCAACCACUCUCCGCUUCCCCACCCCCAGAUCCCACCGCAUCGCCGGCCCAGAUCUCGAUCCUUCGCCGCGCCGCGCCUCGCCGCGUGGCCUACGACGGGCCAUGGCCGCCGCCGCCGCCGUACUCCUUCUCUUCCUCCUCGGCCUCGCGGUCGCGGCGGCCGCUCCGGCGGCGUGCCGGCACACCAACCUGACGGCCGGCUUCGCGGCGGACCUCACCAUGCUGCAGCACCAGCUGCGCGGCACGGUGCGCCUCGACCCGUCCGGCGGCUGCGCGCUGCGGCUCACGCGCUUCGACCUCCUCGCGGCCUCCCCCUCCGCGCGCUUCUGGGCCGCCGACGGCGCCACGCUCGCCGACCUCCAGGCCGGCCACUCCUUCUCCCCGCUCCCGCUCAACACCACCUUCCGCAACGCCACGCUCCGCCUCCCCUUCUCCAGCCCGCUCCCGCCGCUGCUCGCGCUCUUCGACCCCGACACCUCCUCCGACCUCGGCCACGUCUUCCUCUCCGCCAACGGCUCCUCCAACGCCACCGCCACCACCGUGCCCACCAUGUUCGACAACUGCCUCCCGCUCUCCGACACCUACCGCCUCCGCUGGACGCUCAACGCCUCCGCCGGCGAGGUCGAGAUCGGCCUCGAGGCCGCCGUGGGCUCCGAGUACUACAUGGCCUUUGGAUGGUCCGAUCCCAAGGCCAACUCCCCUGGCAUGGUUCACUCGGACAUCGUGGUCGCCGGAUUCACCGAGGAAGGUAUGCCAUUUGCCGAGGAUUACUACAUAACCGACUACAGCGAGUGCACCAUGGGGAGGGACGACUCGCCGGUGUCUGGCGUGUGCCCGGAUUCCGCUUAUGACGAGGGGAGGAACGAUUCCAGGCUCGUGUAUGGGCACCGGCGGGACGGCGUGUCUUUCGUCAGGUAUAGGAGGAAGCUUGAUAGUGAGGAUGCCAAGUAUGAUGUGCCUGUGGUUGCUGCAGAGGAGAUGGCUGUGGUCUGGGCCAUGGGUAAGCUGCGGCCGCCGGAUACUCUGCGUCCGCACUACCUCCCGCAGAACCAUGGGGGUCAGAGGGAUACAACCUUUGGGUUCACGAGGGUUAAUUUGUCGGAGUCUGUGGACAGUUGCAUUGGACCCUUGGACGCAGAAAAUAAGCAAGACCAGGAGAGGAUCAUCGCAGAUGGGAAGACACCACUGGUGGUGACAUCUGCUCCAGCAGUGCGCUACCCAAACCCACCAAACCCUGACAAGGUGAUAUAUAUCAACAAGAAGGAAGCGCCGCUGCUGAAGGCUGAGAGGGGUGUGCCAGUGAAGUUUUCAGUGCAAGCUGGGCAUGAUGUUGCACUGUAUAUCACUUCAGAUGCCAUUGGUGGAAAUGCCACUCUGCGGAAUAAAACUGAAGUCAUAUAUGCUGGUGGCCCUGAUUAUCAUGGUGUGCCAGCAACCCCCACAGAGCUGGUUUGGUUGCCUGAUCGGAAUACACCUGAUCUAGUCUACUACCAGUCAGUGUAUGAACCAAAGAUGGGGUGGAAGGUUCAAGUUGUUGAUGGAGGUCUUAGUGAUAUGUAUAAUAACAGUGUGCUAUUGGAUGAUCAGCAGGUUACUCUGUUUUGGACUUUGUCCUCUGACUCUAUAUCUAUAGCAGCUCGAGGUGAGAAGAAAAGCGGGUACCUUGCUAUCGGGUUUGGGAGUGGGAUGGUGAAUAGUUAUACCUAUGUUGGCUGGGUAGGUAAUGAUGGAGUUGGGAGAGUCAAAACCUACUGGAUUGAUGGAAAGGGUGCGACAGGUAUCCAUGCAACAUCUGAGAAUUUAACCUAUGUCAGGUGUAAAUCAGAAAAUGGCAUUAUUACCUUUGAGUUUACUCGUCCUCUUAAACCUUCUUGUAGUGGAAAGGUAGAGUGUAAGAAUAUUAUUGAUCCCACCACACCCCUCAAGGUUGUUUGGGCCAUGGGUGCAAGCUGGUCAGGAGAUGAUCUGACGGACAGUAAUAUGCAUUCAGUCACAAGCAGUCGCCCCAUACGGGUUCUUUUGUUGAGAGGUUCAACGGAGGCAGAGCAGGACUUGCGUCCGGUUCUGGCUGUUCAUGGAUUUAUGAUGUUUGUUGCCUGGGGCAUAUUGCUUCCCGGUGGAAUACUGGCUGCCCGGUAUUUGAAGAGCUUGAAAGGAGAUGGAUGGUACCAAAUACAUGUCUAUCUGCAGUACUCUGGAAUUGCUAUAAUGUUCCUCGGCGUCCUUUUUGCUGCAGCCGAGCUCCGAGGUUUUUAUGUCAGCUCAGUGCACGUCAAGUUUGGCGUAGCUGCUUUACUGUUGGCAGGUUUUCAGCCACUAAAUGCAUAUUUCCGACCUAAGAGACCAGCUAACGGGGAGGUUCUAUCCAGGAACCGUGUCAUAUGGGAGUACUUACAUGUUAUUACAGGCAGGUCAGCAAUUGUUGUUGGAAUUGUGGCGCUUUUCACAGGAAUGAAGCAUUUAGGCCAUAGGUAUGACAGUGAGAAUGUAGAGGGGCUCACUUGGGCCUUGAUGUUGUGGGUUCUUUCGGCUAUAGUUAUAACUCUAUCCUUGGAAUAUAAAGAGGUCAAACGAAAGGUUAGAGACCGAAGCUCCAGCGGGCAUUGGGUAUUAGGUAACAGCGAGGAAGAUGAUACAGUUGAUCUUUUGCAUCCUGACAGUUCGUCCAGGAGCUCCGAAUCUAACCCUUCUGGUGUAAUGGAGGUGCAGCUUGAACCUCUUAAUAGAUGACAUAGACCAGUCUGUAUUUCACAGUUUCAGAUACAGAACACACCAGUUCUUAUUUUCAGUCAUACACGGCGACUUUCUGCUCUGGAAGAAACUCGACUUCUCGUGGUUGUUUCGACCGUUGCACAAAUUGCCACAGGCUACACAGGAUCUUCAGAUUAUGUCUUGAUUACUCGUGUCCCACUGUUCACAUUGUAUAGUGUACAUUUUUUACAAUAGACAGGUACAAUUUGUUACAUUGCUCCCAAGCGAUUCUUUUUCCAUCAGAUUUUGAGAGAGAGACAUUAGGUGCUGAUUUGCACGCGCAUCAUCAUUAACUGAGCAGAGCAUACAAGGGAGAGAAAUUAUGUAUCAUAGUGGGAUACUAUUCAAUAUAUUCGUUUUGGGAAUUUGAGAUAAAAAGUUGUACUGCCUGGUUGUAUUCAUGCAUUGUAUGUGCUCAGUGUGAUAAAUUUUGGUACAUCUUCA